AUCUUAAAUAACGUGCAUGCGAUAUUUUAUUUAAAAAUAACAUGUGUGGGUUUACAUAAAAUAUUCUUGAAUAGGAAUUGUGUAUCUCAUCUGGUAUCAGAUUAAUAAGAUUUCUUAUAUUAAUCAGAAAAAUAGUCUUCAUCUUCCCCGUUAGGGAAAUUAAAACGCGAUUUUCCAAUGGAUUAAUUCUGUACGCACAGUGAAAAUGGAUUUGAUGGAAUUAAUUAGUGUUAAUGAUCCAUAGAAAUGGUUCACCUUAAAACUUCUGUAAUUAAAACACAGAAAGUCAGAGUUCUGUUAUCCUGAACUUGGUGGUAUUUUAUAAUCAGUGAUUAACUCGUGUCGCAAAUAGAAACAGCCUUUGAUGGGAAGUCACAAUUCAUCACGUGGCACCAAUCAUGUAGCUCUGCCGCAGAAGUAUUAUGGAAUCGUGUUUCGAUAUUAUAAAAAGGUGGUAUAAUCAUAACAAUCUGUAAUAUAAAGCGAGGCAUAUUUGAUUGAAAGAUACCAGCUGUCGAUUUAACACGCUGAUAACAGUUUCAUUUGAUCCUGUAUACUAAUACAUUUGAUUUACCCUUUUUUGGUUACAAUGGCAGCCGUAAAGACCUACCUGGCCUUGCUAUGUUUAACACAAUAUUGUUUAUGUUUAACGUUGCCAGAAAAUCGUUUUCUUUUCGAAAAAGUGUUAAUCGGCGUUGAAAGAGCGGCAAAAUUCUUUUCUGAAGACUACAGCGAUUUAAAUGUGGAUGGUUUGUAUGGUUUGAGACUGGCAGAAGGCCAAAUUAUUGAAGCUGUUAAAGAAUGCGAAAAGAAAGAUUGUGAAGAAGAACUAGUUGACACACUUCGAAGAUUGAAGGAAAUCGUGUCUACCACUUCUUUUAGAUCGCUGCCUUACCUACAGGAAGCCGAUGCAGAUUACUAUAAAAGAUUUCUACCCGUCAUUGAUAAACCUUAUUUAUUAGAAUAUACCCCUCAUCACUUUCACGAAUUAGAUAACGUAAAGAUAGGCACAUAUGAGGACUAUGAAGAAGAAUAUGGUGAUAUGUGUUAUGCCAGAUUGAUUGGUUCUUAUACUGAACAGGGCAGAAAAAUACCAAGAUGUAAUGCUACAACUGAUUGUUGGCAUUUUAUGACAAAAGGAAAUACAGUACGUUAUUUCAUCACACAUCAAUUAUUAUAUUUUGUACUAGCAGAACAUUUAGGAUGUCCCCAUGCUUUUGACGAGUUCACGAAUCAAACAAACCCGCGUGAAGUACUAAACAGAAUGUGUAAAAAUAUUUAUGUGGAAUCUACCAAAUUGGUGGAAAAUGGUUCUGUAAAUGAAAUGGAUCAAGAUUUAUUCCUGGAACAAACUGUGUUGUGCGGAACGUUAGGUUAUGAAGAUUUCCAGCGUCCUGAUUGGAUGCAUAUGGUUUUAAAAUGGCAAAGACGAGAUGGAUGUUUUGCAAUGCCUUUGGUGGCUGAAUAUCUAGAGAAAGAAAGUACUGGUAGAAAAUUAUUACGAGAGGCAGCCAUGAAAGAUGGAUGUUUAGCUCAUAAAUCUGGACUAGGAUUUUCAGUUUUAGCUACAUAUUUACGUUAUCUUGUACACACGUUAUAAUAUAUUGCAAUGUAUGGUAUUUACAAAGAAUAAAUGUAACUUUUAGAAUAA
Molecule: messenger RNA, 1651 nt
Organism: Patella vulgata (common limpet)
Lineage: Eukaryota; Metazoa; Mollusca; Gastropoda; Patellidae
Product: UPF0764 protein C16orf89 homolog
Exons: 7
Coding region: 590-1600 (336 amino acids)
Cellular component (GO): cytosol; membrane
Source: RefSeq, a predicted model, not a curated record